CCUCGUCCACCCCUCCUGCCGUUGUUCGAGUGGCAUACGAGCGUGUCCGGGUCGUGGUUCACGACCAGACGGCCUUACUUUAACUAAAUAGCAUCAUGGAGUCUUCGCCUCCAAGGAGCAGUUUGGCUGCUCCUGUGGCAGGUGUGAAGCGUCCCGCGGCCCUGUUGCCUGCCUUUGAGCCAUUGAGCUCCUCUCCCUCACUUCCUCGUCCACAGAAGCGUGUAGCACGCGACAAUCAUGGCAUUGUCUCGACUUACCCUACGCCGGUGCCGACCUCGUCGACCCAUAUCUUGUCCUCCUCCCCCCCGAGAAUGGCCCUGCCGCGAACGGCCUCACGGCGUACAUUUACUUCGUCCAGCUCCGAACGAACCCCUCUGUCUGCUGUCCCUACCAUAAUGCUUCCCGAGAGCGGGGAGCCCGUCCUGAUGGGAAGAUCCAGUGCCUCGUGCCAUCACCAGCUCGCGGCCAACCGUAUGAUAUCAAGGGUGCAUGUCAAGGCCACAUAUAAGCCCGCAGCUAAUCCCUUUGACCCUGACAGAGUGGAAAUCAUGUGCAUGGGAUGGAAUGGAAUCAAAUUGCAUUGUCAAGGGAAAACAUAUGAUUUGGCCAAGGGGAAGACGUUUACCUCGGAUAUCAAGGAUGCUGACAUCAUGAUUGAUGUUCAUGACGCCCGCGUGCUGGUCCAGUGGCCUCAAAGUGACCGAAAGGAUUAUGCCUCGACGGAUUCCGAGCAGACAUGGGAGGAGACUACGCCCAAACGUAAAGCACAGUCCCGUCGGAGUAUUCACGAAAGCCCCAAUGUGGAACGUCAGCGCUUGGCGUCUCCCGUCUCGCCGUCCCCUGCGGUCAAGUCUCUGGUGCCCCCAUCGUCGCCCAUAUAUACCCCAACACGCUCGCGGAAUUCUGUGGUUGUAUACGAAGACGACGCUUCGCCUAGCCGUCGCAACAGCACUGCUGAUGCAGAUCAGAAGUCAUCGUCCAUCGCUAGUGACAUUCUGCAGAGCUCGCAGUCCAGCGAGUUGAGCGAACUGAGCAAGCAAGAUGACUUCUCGGAUCAUGAUGAAGAAAAUGACCCCAUUGUUCAUUCCUUUGGACCAUUUGGUGACAAUCUGCUUCCUCGGAUGGCCUCAUUCACUGCAGAUGAGUCUCCACUCCGUCCUGCACGGCCCCGCAACCAGGUUGUCCAGCCUACCAAGUCCCCGAGACAACCAUCCAAGACCGUCGAGUCCACCGAGAGCACAGUAACCAAGCUGGAGCCGUUGAGCGAGAGCUUUGAACGUGUUCAGAACCAUGCCGCCAACCAAUUGGCGUUCUCUCGACUCUCGUCCACUCCAUUUUCGACGAUCUUGAAUAACCUCCCACCGUCCUUAUGGAGGCGGGACGGCCAUCACAAAGAGGGCCCCACGAAAGAAGAGAUCCGUGCCAUCCUGGACACGACCAAGUGCAUUGGAAAGGUGGCACGGGAAGGAAAGGAUGCCGCAGGAAAGCCUCUGGAAAGCGAGUACUAUUACAUUCCUGACUUUGAUGAGGACGACAUGCGACGCGAAGCGGUCGUACAUGAUCUCAGAAAGCCAGGCCUCCGCAACUGCCGCAAGCAGCAUAAGCAAUACUUCUGGCGCAAACCCAAAUAAACAAUAAAAAGUCAUUCGAUCCCUGCUAAUAUCUUGAUACGACCUUCUUGGAUUCUGAGUACAUAUUUGCAACGUUACCCUUUUCUUUCUUUCUUUCUUCAAGGACUCGCAUAGCGUGGCGUGGGCAUACCCUGUCGAUUUUU
Messenger RNA from Aspergillus welwitschiae, 1774 nucleotides. It is a transcript of the gene fhdA, whose product is annotated as putative transcription factor Tos4. Gene Ontology annotation, molecular function: protein binding. The coding region runs from base 96 to 1631 and encodes 511 amino acids. The record is from RefSeq and is a predicted model, not a curated record. Lineage: Eukaryota; Fungi; Ascomycota; Eurotiomycetes; Eurotiales; Aspergillaceae. The transcript has 2 exons.